AGCCAAACGUGACAAAGUGCAUCAUCAAAAUUUGUACCGUAGACAUGUAAUCUUGUACCCUUUGGAGGCCUUUUCACCAGAAUAAUGGAUAGUGCCGAGGUAGCUGUGAUGUUAAAUGGUACUCAGGUAAGGACUGAAAUUUAUUUACUAGCGAUCUUCGCAGUAACAGCAGUUUGGCACUUGAUAUCAGCGGAGUAUAUUUAUAUAAUGAUUGCAUCACGCUUCGGUCCCGAAUUGCUGUCUGUGUUCGCUGAUUCAUGGUUUUCUUAUUCGCGGGAAGCUUUGAUGAAUAAAUGGUUUGUUUGGUGCUGAAAAGUCGCUGACUACGUGAAUUGCAAUUCGCUCAAACAAGUUCCGGCUGUGCACAUUCCUCCUGUUACACUCACCCAAAGCGAUCACAUUCAGCUGAGUUCUUGAACAUUGUCUCACUCUUUUGCAAUUUUGAAGGGUAUUAGAGACAGCAUUAGUUGAAUUAGUACGGUCUGAUUUUAUCAAUCACGAGUAUGAUUACAGACAGAAUUGGACGACACGAAGUCCUGUUACCAAUUACUCAGAACUAUAACAGAAUGUGAGAAAGAAACUAGACAUCGGUUAUACGUUUUCAUUAAAAAAAAAGCAACAACUUGAGCUCGGCGAAAUGCGAGACAAUAGCGCACUCAUAUGACGCGUUCUGUCCACUUACACAGGCAUGACGUGUGAACUGUCCCUUUAACUGUCCUAUUACACUGUCCAGUUACAAACAUGAUGCGUACACUGUCCUAUUAGUGCUAAAAUCGGGCUGGUGAGAACCAAUUAUGUUCGAGAAUUUUGUUAUAGUUUUGAUUACAUCUUGAAUGCACACUUCGGACUACCAAGUGUUAGUUAAUUUUGAAGGGUUUUAACCCUGUAACUCCCAAGAUCUCAUUGUUAAUUCUCUCCUAGAGCUGCUACAAAUUUCUUUGUUAAUCAUAACCAUUACAAAGUCCUUAAUUCUUAUUGAUGCCUUUGCAGUUUCAUUUUUCACGAAUCAUUCUUUACAGUUGUAAUCAGACAGUGUAAUCGGACAGUUGGCUGCAAUCACAGAAUUGAUCACAAUAACCACAGCAACAACCAUUUAUCCAAAGAAAACUAGGCAAUUUCCAAAAUGAAGGAAUUUUUUAAUGAGAGACAUUAUCUCCACUGGAGAUAUUUAUUCUAGAUGUAUUUGUUUUUUGGGAAAUUGAAAUGGUUAUGAUUAAUUGUGAGAAACAAAAUGGACUCCUGCUUCACAGUUAUCCAAUUUUGUAAAUCACUUGUAUGAUUACAGACCAAAUUGGACUCCAGUUGGUCCUAUUACCAUUAUAAAUUGAUUACAAGAAAUUUGGUGUGAAUAUGAAACUGAUCUUUGCAGUAGUGAACACUACCUGAGCAGUAGUGAAAAUAAGACCUGAAAAAAACUCAUGCCUGUACGGCCCGGGAUUUGAAUGCAUGACCUCUGCGAUACCGGUUUUUUUUUCUUUUUUCAGGCCUUAUUUUCACUGCUGCUCAGGUAGUGUUCAUUACAGCAAAGAUCACUUUAAUAUUCAUGUCUUUUUUUGAUUUUCACAGUCAUUUAUUCAUCACUUAACAGGUUUAUUUGGAACCAACAUAAUGACCAACUGCCAGUUGGCUUGUUGGCUCAGUUGGUCAAAUCCCAUACAGGCCUAAAUUUUUUCAGACCUUAUUUUCACUACUGCUCAGGCAGUGUUCAUUGCUGCAAAGAUCACCUUCGCAUUCAAGUCUUUAUCCACAGUUCACAUAUAUGAUUUUCAUAUAUUCACAGUCAAGAAAUUUGGUGUUAGGUCAAGCUAACAACUUCUUCUAGAAAAGUUUGAGUAUUCGCACUGCCUGUUUGCUGCACAAUGAAUGGAUAAUGUUACAUGUUGAAUAUACAAUGAAUGGCAAAGUUACUUGCUAAUCACUUCUGGGAGUUGAAGGGUUAAACAUUCAAUGCUAUGUUGCAAUAUUUUAGUAAAUAUCAAAACUUGAUAUUGAAGCUUACAAGUGAAGAAAGGAUGUGUUUACUCCACAAAAUUCAACCAAGAUGUUGAAAUAUAUCUUUCAUUUUGAGCAAGAUUUACAAGUAUCAUCUGAUAUGACAGUGAAUAAAGAUGGCAAGUUUCUAAAGAAAUUGUGGUGCAGCAUCGAUGAGGGGUAUAACAAGAUACAGUUGAAACUGUAUUUAACAGUCACCUGCAGGGAAUGGCAGGGUGACUACUUAACCCUUUAACUCCCAAGAUUUCAUGAGUAAUUCUCCUUACUAUCUCCCAUACAAUUUAUGCGAUGUUUGUUUGGAGAAUUUGGAAUUGGAUCAACCAAUAAUCCCUUAAUUGAUAUUUUUCUGUAUUCUUAUCACUUGUCUGCUUGAUAUUGUACUGAUGAUGUAGGGAGAAAUUCUGUUUAGGAUGUACACAUCUUGCUUAACCCUUUAACUCCCAUGAGUGACCAAGACAGAAAUUCUCCUCACAAUAUCAAUGCUAUAUUAAGCAGACAAGUGAUGAGAAAAAAGAAAAAUAUCAAUUAGGGGAUUAUUAGUUGAUCCAAUAUCAAAUUCUCCAAGCAACAUUACAAGAACUGUAUGGUAGACAGAAAGGAGAAUUACUAAUGAGAUCUUGGGAGUUAAAGAGUUAAAUAUACUACUUACUUUGACUUUUAUAUUAUCAACUCAAUUUAUAAAACCAAGUUAUCAGACAAGAAAUGGAAUGGUUGUAUUUUGAUUAAUUUUUUUUGUUGAAUUUUCCAAUGUCAUUCACAAGUGAUCCUGUUAAUCCAUUGGCGGAUCCAUCAUCAACUGAUCUACAUGUUGCAAUCAAUCAGUUUAUUAGUCAUUUCUAUUCAUUCUACCUAUACAUGCAUACAAUACUUGCAGUAUGUACACAAUCUUUUUUGUUUCAAUAGUUAUCGUUUGUUGGCCAAGAGGCAGAGAGCAUACCAGGGAUUAUUGGAAGGAAAUAUGGGAAGGUUACUACAAGAUUGGAUUUGAGCUACAACCAGCUAAGGUAAAGAUAUAUGUUCUUAGAUCAGAUUUACACUGAAACCAAGAGGUCACUGCAUUCGAUUCUCUGACAUACGGUUCCAUGUGCUUUGUGUGCUGCAACUACUCAAACUACCCUACUGUUCUUGCUGUGUUCAUUUAUAUAAAUUCAGCUCAUUUUAAAUUUGUGCUGCUUGUCUCAGGGGAAAAAAAUCAUCUCAUAAAAAGAUUUUACCAGAAUUUUUAUUGUUGUAUUCAUUGUGAUUAACUUGUUCAAAAUUGGUGUUACCCCUUUACACCCUAACAUCAGUAUGCAUAUUCUCCAUACUGUUUGCUAGACAUUUCCUAAGGUGCUGACGAGGAGAAGUUGGUUAACAAUCAUGAGCUUCUUUUUAUUCUUUGUAAUUCAAGGGUGAUAUUGUAGAGAAAAAUCAGACGUUAGGAUGCUAGUCAACCUCAGGGUGAAAUAUUAAAUGUUACCUUGAUACACUUUUUGCUUUCUCCACAGAUCUCUCAAUGGCCUGUACAGUUUUGAAAAACUGGAGGAACUAAUCCUUGACAACAACCAGCUUGGAGAUGAUAUGGAUUUUCCUGAAAUGCCCCAUGUACAUACACUAACGUUAAACAAAAACAAAAUAUCCUUUUAACCCUGUUUGGGUUAUCAAUUUGUUUAUCAAGGAAAAAUGCCGUGGGAGGGGAAGGGGGAGGGGGAGGUUAACCUGCAAUGGUAUAGUAUUCUGACCAGGGAGGGAAGGAAGCAAAAUUCCAAGUCACUUCAUUUUACCUUAACCAGGUGAAGCUUAAUUGAUCCUCUGACCCAUAAACAGCUUAACCCUUCACGCACCAAUAUUGAUAUACAGAUUUUCCAUACUUUUCUCUAUACAUUUUUAAGGGUGCUGACAAGGAGAAUUUGUCUAACAAUCAAGAGCUUUUUAAGUUGGUGAUGGUUUCCUUCAUUCUGGUGACCUGAACACUUUAACCCCUAAGAGUGACUAAUAUCUAAUUUCUCCUAACAACAUCAUCCCUGAAUCAAACAUCAAGGUCCUGAGAAUAAAGGAGAUGAUCUCCAAGGAAAGAAGCUCUUGAUUGUUGAACAAAUUCUCCUUGUCAGAACCCUAAGAAAUGUCUAGGGAGUAGUAUGGAGAAUAUGCAUACUGAUGUUAGGGAGUAAAGGGUUAAUGUGUGAUUCAGGGGUGAUAUUUUAAGGUGGAAUUAGAUGGUAUUCACUCUUGGGAGUCAAAGGGUGAAUGAUUUAUGAUUUGCAUUCUGAAAUGAUAAAAUGCCACCUGAAUUCAAGAGUCAGGUGAAAAUUCCCUAAACUGCAUCAGUUUUGGCACAUGAAUGGUCUGCACAGUUUAGAUCACUCUGUUUCAAGGCUUCAGUUAAUGGAAAGGAAGAAAGGAGAAUAUGAACAGCAAACAGCAGCUGGAUUUGUCAGGGAAAUAGCUGCAGAACCUUAUCAUUUUUCAUGCAUCCACUUUUCCACUUGUUCCCUUAAUUAAGAGCCUGUCACAGCCUAAUUUUAAAUCAUCUCAACAGAGCGAUAAGACGAAGUCAUUUAUUGCAGAUCACAAUUUUUCCUUAAUGUCAACACAUAGUCAGUCUAGAUGUAAUUUUGGAUAAGCUCUCCAAGAAUCUACCCUCACUGAAAUACCUCAGCAUGCUGAGUAACCAGGCUUGUCCAAAUGAACUGUCCUUUUCACACAGAGACGAGGAAGAUUACCAGCGAUACAGGUACGUAAACACAAAGGGUAUUUUAUCAGGGAAUAUGAUCCUUGGUCGGCUCCUAAGAGUGGUACGUCCAAGUCCAUAGAAACGGUUUUUUCGAGUAAAGCAAUUUAGAAGUAAUUUAGCUUUACCACUGAGCCUCGGAGACUCUACGGUGAGCGCGGUCUAUUGCGAAGUUCUUAUGACACGCGUCCUACAAUUCAUCAUAACAAGAAUCUUUUUUAAUGUUUUUUUCAUCAGAUAUUAUGUCCUCUACCGCCUGCCAAAGCUAACCUUCCUUGAUUCAAGACCUGUUAAACAGGAUGAGAGAGAUGAGGCUCAACGAGUUGGUGCUCACAUGAAGAUUAUGGCCCCCUCUGACGAAGAACUGAUUAGUAACGUGAGUUCCAAACAUAAACAGCUCUUUUCUUUCAGAGAGACACCUCAGUAAAGAGUGUCCUUUGUUAUUCCGCCCCAAACCCCCCCCCCCCCCCCCCCCCCAAAUACCUAAGGGCUUUCAAAACUGAGUCAUCGAUGGCUUGUGAGUAGGCUCUCCUCAUUAGAACUUCGGCGGGAAAGUACGAGGCCUUGAGUGACGUAAGCCCGUGAAAGGUCAGCAGAUGGUCUAGCAAUGAUAAUUAUUAGUGCCAUACCCCUGGCAAACCUCUACCCGACUCGUCUCAAAUCUUCCCGCGAGCGAAGAAAUGCGUGACCUGCAGCGCUGGUAAUGAGGGCGUGCUCCAAAGUUAGUUUAUGGAACCUCUAUCGUUUGAGUUCUAGGUAUCAUAUCAGCAAAAGACAACAAAGGUGAAAAUGAAUUAUUAAAAUGUCACAGUUUCUCUCAUAUCUUCGCAGCGACGAAUUCCCCGACAAUCAGACUGGGAAAAGUAACUAGCAAUCCGCAGAGAAAAGUUGCAGCGAAUGGAAGGAACAUUUAGUAAAAUCUUCCUUCCCGCGACCGACUCUUUCACCGAAAUGAGUCGUAGAAAUUCAAAUUGGUUGGAAUUUAUGCAUGCAUAGCAACAAAAUUUGGAAAUAGUUCUCUCGAAGUAGGUUAGUGACCCGUGGCAUCGUGUGCUCCUCGAUACAUAAUAUAGGGUGCUAGAGCCACAGAAACGUCUAUCUCUCGUGUGACUGGGGCUUGGAUACGACUGUCAUUUCAGACUAGUGUCUAGGCCUUUAUUCUUCGAUGUUUAAGCUGAAUCUUCUUCCAUUCACGGAAUAAAUCUUGUCAUCUUUUUGUCGACAGACUGCUGAUUCGCUGGAAAGCACGGAAUCCUUAAAAUACACCCCGCUACCGAGCAAUUCAAUCACUGCAGGAGAUCAUAAAGGCACAUUUGGACGUUGUCGAUACGUCUACUACGGAAAACAAUCGGAAGGCAACAGAUUUAUAAGAAACAACGAGCUUUAAGAAAUGGUAAAAUUUAUUAUUGAAUUUGUUAAGUUUUUGUAUAUAUGACAUCUAGUCAUGAAUUAUGGGACGAAAAAAUUUUCACGAACAAAUUGAGCUUGCGAGAGAUGCGCCGGCGAGCAGGCCCGCCACAAAUUUGUGCGGUUGGCCGCCGGCGUUUCUUCGCCAGAGGGAAAUUACGAGGCCUUGAGCCACGCGAAGCGGUUUACUUCUCCCUGACUCGUCUCAAAUCUUCCCGCGGGCGGAGAUACGCGCAUCCUGUAGCGCUGAACAUGACGGCCUGCUCGAAGCCUAGCGAGAGAUUUACCUCGUGAUCAAUCUCGAAUGCGUUCAAUCUCUUAUUAGGCUUUCGGGCAAAAAAAUACCACUGGAACGAGUACAAAGAAUCUGGCCCCUUUUUAGGGGAAGCAGACCUACUGGUUUCCAAAGCAAAUUUGAACUUCAGUCAUAAUAGCACUUCUUUUUUUAAAAAAAUAUUUUAUUGAACAAAAUGGAUUGGGAAGGAAGCAGUGUCUUAUUAUGUUUGAAGGAAGUUCGCAAGCCAGACGCUGGCGUCUUAUGACUUACCAUUUUUUAUCAGUGAUGUUUGCUUUAUAAUUUGUUUUAGAUAUUGUUUUACGCACUCAAAUGUACUGGUGAUGCAGAGUUUUACCGUUUUGCAGUUAUUAAAAUACAUUAAGGAAGUUAGUAGAGUUUUAUUGUUAGAGCGCUUUUCCGUUUUGCGUCGUUAAACUAAAACUUAAGUUACCACAUCGGCCAAUCAGAGGAGAGGAAAAUACCUUUAAGAGCCAAUGAGAACUCAAAAUCAAACUAAGCAAACUGCUUAAAGCGCGGGAAAACGCGGGCGACCAAGUCGUGAUUGGUUUCAGUUUUGCAUCUGAUUGGUCAUGAGGGUGGUGCGAGUUUUCUGGACCAAUCAGGGUGAAGAAAAGCAAAACCAAAGUAAUCCCAGAUUAAUUUCGACAGUCAAUUGAAAAUCGCUCUAUUUAUAUACAGGUGUUUUUGUCCAAAGUAACCUUUUGUGAAACACUUUAGAAUAUAUGUCAAAACGACAUUUUAUUCUGAAAUUCUAACAAUAAACCCGUAUUAUUUUGCUCAACUUUCCUUCGUUAUCGGAAAGGUUUUUUUUCUUAAUAUUAUUUUAAGGGAAAGAAAGAAUUAUUUAAUGUACAAGUCGAACUUCUGUUUUAGUCUGAAAAGUGUAUGAAGAAUGCCUUAACGUCGAAAACUGAAAUUCCCUUUUUUCGAUUGUCAUGACUAUUUUUUUAGAGCGAUUUUAACUUUUUAUCUAUAGUAAGCUUAACUAAAUGCGAUGACAUCGAGAAAGACUUUGGAAAUCCUGAUUAGGAUAGAUACAAAUAAAUACACAAAAUAAAAUGUAAUAAAAACUAUUGCGUGGUAAUGAUACUGUUUACGGUGCUAGUUACUUCAAUUUUUAAACUGACUAAGAGUCUGAUAAUUCAUUCAGACAAAAAAACUUCUUCUUUGAAAAGUUCAGUUUUCUCGUACAAGUCCUCUUGUUCAAAAUCUGGAAUAUUAAUAUUUGCAACCCGCGUCGAGUGUUGUUGAAACACCGCGCUCUUCUU
Messenger RNA from Pocillopora meandrina, 7675 nucleotides. The record is from the annotation of a GenBank genome assembly. NCBI's taxonomy places the organism in Eukaryota, Metazoa, Cnidaria, Anthozoa, Scleractinia, Pocilloporidae.